Molecule: messenger RNA, 3074 nt
Organism: Hippocampus zosterae (dwarf seahorse)
Lineage: Eukaryota; Metazoa; Chordata; Actinopteri; Syngnathiformes; Syngnathidae
Gene: tgfbr3
Product: transforming growth factor, beta receptor III
Exons: 17
Coding region: 362-2908 (848 amino acids)
Source: RefSeq, a predicted model, not a curated record
CCCCUUCAGAUAAGCCCAUCCGUGUUGCUGGAAAGUCAGCAGAAAAGUGUGGAAAACUCCGCAGCGAAGGAGGACCCUUGAGCCUUGUUUCUCCCCCCCCCCCACCGCUUUUCGCGGAACUCUCUCCCGCACCCCGCUGAAGUCGCUCCCUUCUCGGCCAAGUAGGGACCGUCGUGCCCCCGGGGAAGCAUAAGCUCUUGUUUGCCGACUUCGGAGCACUUUUCCCGGACGUUGUACUUCGUUGACUGGAGCGCUGACUUCCUGUAAGCAGGCCUCUCGCACGAGGGGAAAAACGGAAAAAGAGGCUUUUCCGUCCACUUCCAAAUAUUGUCCCGAUAUCGGAGGCUGCCAGCUCAGAACAAUGGCCAGAAGAUGCGCCCUCUUCGCCUCGUUGCUUCUUACAACAUGCGGCUUGGCAUCUGCAGGGCCGUUUCGCAGCCCGUGUGAGUUGCUGCCAGUGGGCAUGAGCCACCCUGUGCAAGCCAUGAGCAAGAGCUUCACAGCCCUGUCAGGCUGCGCCAGCCGGGGCACCAGUGGCCUCCCCCAGGAAGUCCACGUGGUCAACCUGAGAGGCGCCGCACCCGCUCCGAGACCCGGCAGCGUCCCAGCGGAGGUGGAGCUGCACCUGAAGCCCAUCCAGUCUCUGCUGCGCCACCAGAAGCCGCUGGUACUGGUCCUCAACUCCCCGGAGGCACUGGUGUGGAAGGUGAAGACCGAGAGCCUGGCCCUGGGCGUCAGGCGCACUUUUCACGUACCCAUGGGCUCGGAGGUUCGCUUCCAGCCGGGAAACUUCUCACUCUCCUGUCAGGUCCAAAAGGAGCUCCUGCUUCCCCACGGCAACGAGCACCUCCUCGGCUGGGCCCAGAAGAUGUACGGGGCCGUCACCUCCUUUUCCGAGCUCAGGAUGACUCAAGAUAUCUACAUCAAAGUCGGAGAAGAUCCUCUCUUCUCCAACACCUGCAAGAUCGACAACAAGUUCCUGUCCUUGAACUACCUCGGCGGCUACGUGGAGCCUCAAGCCUCCAAAGGUUGCGUCCUCUCAGCGUCCCAGCACGACCAGGAGGUCCACAUCAUCGAGCUCCAGGCACCCAACUCCAGCAGUGCUUUCCAGGUGGAGGUGAUCGUGGAGCUACGUCCACUGGAGGACGACGCCCCGCUCCACCGUGACGUGGUCCUGCUGCUCAAAUGUAUCAAGUCGGUCAACUGGGUCAUCAAGUCCCACAAUGUUGUGGGCAAGCUCAUUGUUGUGGCUUCCGACACCAUCAGCAUCAGUUCAGGUACGGAGAGGCUGAUGCAAGUGUCCAAAUCCCCCAAGCAGCGCUUACCGUCCGGGCCGCAAGCGCUGAUCCAGUGGGCCGAGGAGCACCACUACGGCCCAGUCACCACCUACACCAACACGCCCGUGGCCAACAACUUCAACGUGUGGCUCAAACCGCAAGACGUGCCGGACUACGCGCAGAGCAUGCUACCCCCGGAGCUGUCCAUCCUACGGGAUUCCGGGCCGCCCCCCGGUGGACGCGGCGGGGUCUCUACGCGCCGCUCCGACCUGCCGUUCCCAUUCUUUCCGCCCGUGUCGGAUGGCCUGCCCCAACAUCUGCCGCCCUCCUUGCUGGACGAGCGUCCCUGGGAGAAGCCGGAGCCAGAAGAGCACCGGGCCGUCCUCAGCGUGGGGCUCGCCGUGCAGUGUCGCGACACCAAGAUGGUGGUCAGCAUCAGCAAGGAGAGCCUCCAAGCCAAUGGAUUUGCGCACGCCAACCUGACGCUUCAAGACCCACAAUGCAAAGCGGCGGUCAACGCCACCCACUACACAUUGGAGACGCCGCUCAACGGGUGCCAGACCACCGUGUACCCCCUGCUGGGAACGUCCAACGCCCUUCACAUCAACACAGUCCUGAUAAGUCACAGCGAGUCAAAGGACGGGAGCGGCGGGCCGUUGGAGUACGAGGACCAGGAAUCAGGAGAAGUCCUCUUCCCCAGGGGGACUUUGGACCUGGAAAGAUUCCCGCCCAGAGAUCAGAUGUCAAGCGUAACGUUCAACUGCACGUACCGACGGGAAAGCAAGAAAGUCCCGGCGGCGGCGGCGCCCAAGAAGGUCCCGGGAAGCGGUGCAGCCCGACCCGUCAACAUAACAUUUAGCAUGGAUCUGUACGACGCGCCGCCCACUAACCAGCCGUCCCGCCAGGCCUUCAACACCGUCUUGCACAACCAGCGGGUUUUCGUGGAGAUCACGUCAACGUCGGACAACGCGGACGUGGGCUUCAACAUCCUGUCGUGCUUCGUUUCCCCCGACGCCAACCCCAAAGUGGAGUCGCCCUACGCGCUCAUCGAGACGGUUUGUCCCACCGACGACUCGCUGCGCUUCCGUCAAGACGCGCAGAAGGACAAGAAGAGCUUCAGCUUCACCUUCAAGUCCGACUUGAACGCGUCGAGGCUCUUCCUGCACUGCAAGAUGGCGCCGUGCGCAGACACCGAUCCUCAUCUAGCACCGUGCGUGGACGCGAGCUUGGCGUGCGACUCCUUGAAAGUAGGAGACAUCCUGGACAUGAUGAUGAGCGCCAGGACCAGCAGCAAAGCUCUGCUGAUCCUGGACGGGAACCACCCACCCCACGUGACAGAUACACCGUCACAAGCAGGCCCCGAUGACCCCACUCACAAAAACACGGCGGCGCACCUACUAGACACGCCGACGGUGGUGGGGAUCGCCUUUGCCGCCUUCGCCAUCGGCGCUCUGCUGACAGGAGCGCUUUGGUUCAUCUACUCGCACACAGGAGGGACUGCUACGGUGGCAGCGACGGAAGACAUGACCAAGGAGGUCCAAAAGUGUCCGCCUGCUUCAGAGAACAGCAGCGCCGGCCACAGCAUCGGCAGCACGCAGAGCACACCCUGUUCCAAUAGCAGCACAGCAUAGCGGAUGGAAAAAACCCAGGCCGGACCCUUCCCGCCCUCCUGCCUGGGUCCGAAAGACUAAAAGAACUCGGGUGGCUGUAACAUCCGGGAUGGCGGGACCACAUCCUGAACUGAAGCGGAGACUUGUGGCCUUCUCCGAGUUCAUGCUAUACGUCCAAAGAGUUUUU